Molecule: messenger RNA, 2284 nt
Organism: Bombus huntii
Lineage: Eukaryota; Metazoa; Arthropoda; Insecta; Hymenoptera; Apidae
Product: SET and MYND domain-containing protein 4-like
Exons: 5
Coding region: 236-2257 (673 amino acids)
Molecular function (GO): protein binding
Source: RefSeq, a predicted model, not a curated record
CUUGUAUUUUUUGUAGAUCACUAGAAAUAUUGAAAUAUAUGCAUUAUAUUAAUUUUUGUUUAUUUUUACAAAUUUGGUUAUAUCCAUUUUAUUGUUGAAUUUUUAUCAAAUACUAAAAGCUAGUAAUGCACGACAAUAGUAUUAAUAGUCUCAUUCGUCUUGUUAUGUAUCUACAAUAAACGUGCAACUGCUAAUUUGAUGAUAAUUACAUAAUUUAUCAAUAUUUUAUAAAAUCAUGUCUUUUACCAAAGGGUACAUCAACUUCGGAGAAUUUUUCAAAGUUGCUUAUAAUGCUGCAAUUGUAGAACCAUAUGCAAAUCGUUUCAAGGAAUUUUCUGAAAAGGGAGAUAGGGAGGGAAUGAUAAAGAUUCUUAUAGACAUACCCUAUAUUGAAAACGUAAAAAUAGUUGAAUCAUAUAGGGGUAAGGAUGAUAUUAAAGCAGCAGAACUUUACAGGAAAAGUCGCGGAAUAAUAGCUAAGGAUGGAAUUGUGCACGAAGAGACAGAUAAAAGUAGUAUCCUUACUGAAACACUGUUUAAGGCCAGUGUAAAUAGUAGAUUGUUCCUGGAUGCGCUUCUAGAUUGCGCACAAGAUUGUUAUAAUUCAAAAGCUUUCGUAAAAUGCUUGAAAUAUUGCGAAUGCAUGCUUGCACUUCCUGAAAACCUUCACGAUAAAACUACUGAAUAUUUGAACGAUUUCUCGGAAUGUAGAAAAGCAUGUAUCCAAUUAGAGCGUGAAUGCUAUAAAAAUUUGAAAGUAUCAUCUUCUCAGGACAAAAGAUUGCGUAAAAAAUACAAUAAAAGUCAAAGUGUUACCUUCGAGAAUGCAUUAAUAGAAAAAAAUGCAUCAGUGAUACCGAUCGUUGAUGGGAAGCAACAUACCAUUCUUAAAAGUUGUUCGGAUGCUGUUGAACUACAAUUUGAUGAGAAACGAGGUCGUCAUCUCAUAGCUACCAGAAACAUCAAAGCAGGAUCUGUUCUUAUUGUCGAAACACCAUUUGCAUUCAGUACAAAUAAAGAAGCGCUCGAUAGAAAUUGUUUGCACUGUCAUAUUACUCUUAAAUCGAGCGAAAGUGUUAAAAUUCCUUGCCAUUUUUGUCAAACAGUAUCUUUCUGUUCGGAAAAAUGUCGCAGAGAAGCGUGGCAAAUGUAUCAUCAAUACGAAUGUUUUAUAUUUGAUGCUUUCUAUGGAAAUGAUUUUGAAUCAAUGCAACACACGUCGCAUUUGUUGCUAGCGUAUAGAAUGAUAAUUUCAGCGUUUUUAUCUUUAAGUACUGAACAAAUUAACAACAAUACGGAAAAAAGCAAAAUUCCUUUUAUGAAUGACAAUUUCCUCCGAGAUUAUGUUACAAUAAAAAAUAAGGAAUAUAAAGAUUUAGGCAUAAAUAAAGCUUAUUGUACUUACGAUUACCAUACUAUAUUAAAUUUAGAAACUCAGUGUACGAAGAUAGAAUCUAGUAUAAAUCUUGCUCGUGCUAUUGAAGCUAUAUUUUUAGCGAAGUGCUUUACUUUUGUCUUGAGUAAAAUGGACGUUAUUUGCUUAAAAGAAUCUUUCAUCUACUUGGCAGUAGCAAUGUUGCAUAACUUGCAGGCUAUUAAUUGCAAUGCUUAUGAAAUUGUAGAAAAUAUAUAUGAUAAAAAAACGCAUGUUUGGGAACCCAGAAAUAUAGGUGGAGCAAUUUAUCCUUCAAUUAGUCUUAUAAACCAUAGUUGUUAUCCGAAUGUAGUUCGUCAUUCUUAUCCGUCAGGGACAGUUGUGCUAAGAACAUUGCGUUUUAUUGGUAAGGGUACUGAGAUUCUUGAUUGUUAUGGGCCACACUGGCUUAGCGAGAAAAGGUUAUCAAGGCUUGAAUACUUAUGGAAAAAGUAUUGUUUCUUAUGUACAUGCGAAGCUUGUACACAAAAUUGGCAAUUUCCGCUACCCGAAACAAUGAAUUACAAAUGCAAGAUGUGUUCAGAAAUUAUCGGUACAAUCACAUUAGACGAAAAACAUACGCAAAACGUAUCGAGUAAACAAUGUUGUAAGUGCAAUAAGAAAACCGAUUUAAAAAAAAUAAAGAAUCAAUUUCGAAAAUCAGUUGAGAAAAGAUUAGAUGCCAUUUCUAAAAUGUAUGAAGGUCAUUAUGAACAGGCCCUCCCUCAAUUGCUUGAGCAUAUACAAUUUAUUGAAAAGUGUUUUACCACACCAAACAUGGAAGCUAUCAAAACGCAACAAUGUAUUAUUCAGUGUUACAAUCAGUUUGGCUGUACUUCUUAAUAACAAUAAAUCAGCAAAAAAUAUUAA